GUGAUGGGAUUCCUCCAGGAGCGACCUGCCGCCGGACGUUAACCCCUCGGAGGUGAAAAGAAGUUCUUCAUGAAAAUCUCAAAUAAAAGAGCCUGGAUGGAUGGACGUUAAAGCUGUGAUGUGUUACAGAUUUUUACAGCCCGUUCUGAGAACUCAGUAGCCUAAAACAUUAACUUUGCAUAUUCAGAGGAAUUUGUAUGUCUUCUGGAAGAGUGAUGGAGACAGAAGACAUGGAGGAUGCCUCGCAGAAACACACGGCUCACAUAAAGGCCGAGACAGAGGGGGACGCCACUUCGGGCCACACCUGUGGAGUGUGCGGUCGCAGCUUUCCUCUGCUCAGCUCUCUGUCGCAGCACAUGAGAAGACACACUCGAGAGAAGCCGUAUAAGUGUCCGUACUGUGAGCACCGGACUGCUCAGAAGGGCAGCCUGAAGGCCCACGUUCGAAGCCACAAACUGGGCCUCCUCAGCCAUAACAUCAGCGACAAGGAGGGCGACGCGCACCAGGGACAGGGAGACGAUGCAGACGCACAUGACCCCCCAGAAGUCACCUCUGGCAAAGCUCAUAAUGUCAAUGGCAAGGUGAAAAAGAAAGGAACCAAGAAAAAAGUGAAGCGAAAAGGAGGCGGCGAGGACGGCGACGAGGCUGACGCCGCACCUUUUUCCUGCACCAUUUGUGGCCAAGCUUUCCCUCAGGUACUGCUCCUAAAGACUCACAUGAAAAGACACCGUGGCUCCCAAGAUCACGGCUGUCGGAUAUGCGGACGGCGCUUCCGUCAAGCUUGGUUUCUCCAGAGUCACAUGCGCAUCCAUCGGGUCAAAGGUCAGCUUUGUGGCAGCAAAAGCAACGAUCUGCCCGCCACCAUUAACGGGGUUCCUCAGGACCCAGCGUCACUGACGAACGAAGAGUGCCUCUACGAGCUCUGCGCAGGCUGCGGGAACUUCUUCUUUGACCGCAAAACCCUGCGCAUUCACGAACUGCUACAUAAACUGAACCACAGCAGUGGUCAGGAUCAGAACGCGCCUAAUGGAGAUCCUCAGGCCUCUGAGCCGCACAUGGAUAAGAGGCGCUUCUUGGAAAGCUUGAACCUCACGUGUGCUGGACAAACAGACACCAGAGAGGAAAAAGGUCCGGGCAGGAGAAUUCCAGAGCUGGAUCCAGUUUGUAGUUACCAAGCAUGGCAAUUAGCCACAAGGGGACGACUAGCGGAGGCCUCCGAGAAAUGCUUGGGGUGGGAAGAGAGGCUAGCGGACGCAGAAGUGGCCUACGACAUGGAGAAAGGAGAGUAUGUACCUCUGAAACAGGAGAAAAAGAGGAAGCAAAUUGACACUGCCGCCCCCAGCAUCAAGAAGAGGAAGGCAGACCCGAGCUUUGAUCACACUCCCAACAGUGUGGCUCACACUAAAGGUGUUGACAAGAAGAUGGGCCACAAGGACCGUAUUCUGCUCAAUGGACUUGGACAUGCGUUUUAUGAGGCGCUGCAAGCCAAGAAGGUCAAAGAGGUUCAUUUCUCUUCAAAACAGACCAAGAACAUCAGGAGCCAAGACCAGCAAGAUAACAAAUCCUACUUCUGCGAUCACUGUGACUUCCACACGGUCGAUGCCUCACUACUCAGGUCUCACUUGCUCCGGCAGCACCAGGAUUUCCUGGGACCCUUCAGCAAACAGACCGUUGUUGUGGACAGUGUCGGCAAAAUUGGCUCUAAAGCCUCCAGAUACAUGGACUACCUCAGGAGCAGGAGUGCGUUGCUCAGUCAGCCAUACUGGAAUCCCUACACAUGUCCUCCGAGCCAGUUAGUAGACUCAAAUAUUAAACUAGAAAAGUCAAAUGGCACCGAGGUCAAAGGUCAGGGACAUGCUGCUGUUGAGGCUGGCAGCCUCCUCAAUCUGUCUUCGUUACCCAUAGCUGAUAAAGACGGCGAUGUGAGUUUCUCAGUAAAGACAGAGGGCCUGGUGAGGCAUCAGUGCCCAUACUGCUCACACACCACCACCUACCCAGAAGUGCUGUGGAUUCACCAGCGAGUUGCUCACAGAGUCGACAGCAGCAGCUCCGCCGCCCCCAAGUGGGCGCCCUCUUUAAACCCCCUCAAAAGCUUAAAGGCAGGCGCCUCUCAGUGGCGACGCACCGGCCCGCCACCUUUCCUGGAAGGUAAGGACUGUCCAGCUUUACACGCUCCACGAGCGCAGCGCACGCAGCCUCCGGGCUGCACAGUCCCCGGCAGCAGCAAGCAGCCCACCCCCAAGACUCAGUCAGGCACCCUCAAGUCCAAGCACCACUCCAAGGACCCGCGGUCUUCAGACAGGACGCAGUCCAGUACAAAGGCUGGACUUCAACCCCAAAAGAAGUCUGGUGAACACCGAGCGGCUGAGUGUGGAAGUAAAAGUAGCAGCGUGCAGCCGACGUCGUCACAUAGCGUCUCGCACAGCAAGAGCCUCCAGAGUACUACAAUCAGCCCCAAACAGCAAAGCAGCAACAGAGUGACGGUGGAGGGGAACUUCCCACAGGAGGGGUUGGGCUUCAUGUUGUCAAGAAACCACGGCGCAACUUCCUCCAGCGCUGCUGCUGCAGACAGACUGCAUCCCCGCAGGCAGUCAUCAGACUUCUCUUCAGGUCCCAAGGGUCCUGAUCUCUGGGCGGCCAUUAACAUGUGGGGGCUUCACGGCAGCAAAGCCUUUUUAGACCCGCUACUGUUCGCUCAGGGAAAGAGCGGAUCGGCAGGAGAAAUGCCAAUGGACAUUGAUAUUUUGAGCCUCUUGAAGAACUACAGUCCCCACGAACUGGCGGCUCUCUAUCAGCACUGGGGGUUUGUUGACCCCAGACUGGACCCACAAGCAACGUUCCAGAUAAAUGGAAGCUUUGGAAAUGAAGUCCAUUCCUCCACUGAGGCUUCCAAACAAAUGAGCAGCCGCUCCACGCCAUCCUCAGGGUCCCUGCAUAAAGGAACGUGAAGAAAGCUGUUGAUUCCAGAUUGCACAAAACUCCCCACUGAACAAAGAGGCCUGCUGUGCUGUGAAAGGAACCAGCCAUAACUCCCGAGCAACACACAGGCACCGGAAACAUGCACAACGUAUGCAAAAGCAAUGAGCCGGACUUUUAUUUCCCGAUACGGUUGUUUCAUUUGAAGUGUUUUCGCAUGCUUUUUUGUUUGUUAAGAGUGUAGAUACGUUGAUAUUUCAUAACAUUGCACACAGAGAUGUGGUUUUGAAAUAUUUGUGGAAAUACGGUAGAAUUACUCGAGCUUGUUGUUUAAAAAAAAAAAAAAAA
This is a messenger RNA of Salarias fasciatus (jewelled blenny), 3264 nucleotides long. RefSeq names its product zinc finger protein 516-like. The record is from RefSeq and is a predicted model, not a curated record. Bases 198 to 2948 code for a protein of 916 amino acids. Gene Ontology annotation, molecular function: RNA polymerase II cis-regulatory region sequence-specific DNA binding; DNA-binding transcription factor activity, RNA polymerase II-specific. The transcript is spliced from 5 exons. Gene Ontology annotation, biological process: regulation of DNA-templated transcription. Gene Ontology annotation, cellular component: nucleus. Lineage: Eukaryota; Metazoa; Chordata; Actinopteri; Blenniiformes; Blenniidae.